This is a messenger RNA of Pterocles gutturalis (yellow-throated sandgrouse), 2970 nucleotides long. It is a transcript of the gene KCNH5, whose product is annotated as potassium voltage-gated channel, subfamily H (eag-related), member 5. Gene Ontology annotation, molecular function: voltage-gated potassium channel activity. Gene Ontology annotation, biological process: regulation of membrane potential; potassium ion transmembrane transport. Bases 1 to 2970 code for a protein of 989 amino acids. The transcript has 11 exons. Gene Ontology annotation, cellular component: membrane. Lineage: Eukaryota; Metazoa; Chordata; Aves; Pterocliformes; Pteroclidae. The record is from RefSeq and is a predicted model, not a curated record.
AUGCCGGGGGGCAAGAGAGGGCUGGUGGCACCGCAGAACACCUUCCUGGAGAACAUCGUCCGGCGCUCAAGCGAAUCAAGUUUUUUGUUGGGAAAUGCCCAGAUUGUGGACUGGCCCGUAGUUUAUAGUAAUGACGGUUUUUGUAAACUCUCUGGAUAUCAUCGAGCUGACGUCAUGCAGAAGAGUAGCACUUGCAGUUUUAUGUAUGGUGAACUGACAGACAAGAAGACCAUUGAAAAAGUCAGACAGACUUUCGACAACUAUGAGUCAAACUGCUUUGAGAUUCUCCUCUACAAGAAAAACAGAACCCCAGUUUGGUUCUACAUGCAAAUUGCACCCAUAAGAAAUGAGCAUGAAAAAGUGGUUUUGUUCCUGUGCACUUUUAAGGAUAUCACUUUAUUCAAACAACCGAUUGAAGAUGAUUCAACAAAAGGUUGGACCAAGUUUGCUCGGCUGACGCGGGCCCUGACGAACAGCCGGAGCGUGCUGCAGCAGCUGACGCCCAUGAACAAGGCUGAGGUGGUGCACAAGCACUCCCGCUUAGCCGAGGUUCUGCAGCUGGGAUCUGAUAUUCUUCCUCAGUACAAACAAGAAGCUCCAAAGACUCCACCACACAUUAUACUACAUUAUUGUGCUUUUAAGACCACUUGGGACUGGGUCAUCUUAAUUCUAACCUUCUACACAGCAAUUAUGGUUCCAUAUAACGUCUCCUUCAAGACAAAACAGAACAAUAUUGCCUGGCUCGUGCUGGACAGUGUCGUGGACGUUAUUUUUCUGGUUGACAUUGUUUUGAACUUUCACACGACCUUUGUUGGCCCGGGUGGAGAGGUUAUAUCUGAUCCCAAACUCAUAAGGAUGAACUACCUGAAAACGUGGUUUGUGAUUGAUCUUCUGUCCUGUUUACCGUACGACAUAAUCAAUGCCUUUGAGAAUGUGGAUGAGGGGAUCAGUAGCCUCUUCAGUUCCCUAAAAGUGGUGCGUCUUCUACGACUCGGUCGAGUUGCCAGGAAGUUGGACCAUUAUCUGGAAUAUGGUGCUGCUGUACUGGUACUGUUGGUGUGUGUAUUUGGACUGGUGGCCCACUGGCUAGCCUGCAUAUGGUACAGCAUUGGGGACUACGAAGUUAUAGAUGAAGUCACUAAUACAAUUAAAAGAGACAGCUGGCUCUACCAGUUGGCACUGAGUAUCGGGACACCAUAUCGAUACAACACCACUGGCUCAGGGCAGUGGGAAGGAGGACCCAGUAAAGACUCCUUGUACAUAUCCUCUCUCUACUUUACCAUGACAAGCCUUACAACGAUAGGAUUUGGAAACAUAGCACCAACCACUGAUGGAGAGAAGAUUUUUUCGGUGGCCAUGAUGAUGGUUGGCUCUCUUCUUUAUGCAACUAUUUUUGGAAACGUCACCACCAUUUUCCAGCAAAUGUAUGCCAACACUAACCGAUACCAUGAGAUGCUGAACAAUGUGAGGGAUUUCCUAAAAUUAUAUCAAGUCCCAAAAGGCCUUAGCGAAAGAGUCAUGGAUUAUAUUGUCUCAACCUGGUCCAUGUCUAAAGGAAUUGACACAGAGAAGGUUCUCUCGAUUUGCCCAAAGGACAUGAGGGCAGAUAUUUGUGUGCACCUAAACCGGAAAGUUUUUAACGAGCACCCUGCCUUCCGGCUGGCUAGCGACGGCUGCCUGCGAGCCCUGGCUGUGGAGUUUCAGACGAUCCAUUGUGCCCCAGGAGACCUCAUCUAUCACGCUGGGGAAAGUGUUGAUGCUCUUUGCUUUGUGGUCUCAGGAUCCCUAGAAGUCAUCCAGGAUGACGAGGUGGUGGCUAUUUUAGGUAAAGGUGAUGUGUUUGGUGAUAUCUUCUGGAAGGAAACCAGUCUGGCCCAUGCGUGUGCCAAUGUGAGGGCCCUGACCUACUGCGAUUUACAUAUUAUUAAACGAGAAGCCUUGCUUAAAGUGUUGGACUUUUAUACUGCUUUUGCAAACUCCUUCUCAAGGAAUCUCACGCUCACCUGCAAUUUGAGGAAGCGGAUAAUCUUCCGGAAGAUCAGCGAUGUCAAAAAGGAAGAAGAGGAGCGCCUGCGCCAGAAGAACGAGGUGACGCUGAGCAUUCCUGUGGACCACCCUGUGCGGAAACUCUUCCAGAAAUUCAAACAGCAAAAGGAGAUGCGUAAUCAAGGCUCAACCCACAUCGACCCGGAAAGGAACCAGCUUCAGGUGGAAAGCCGGAGUGUGCAGAACGGGGCCUCCAUCACAGGCACCAGUGUGGUGACCGUGUCUCAGAUCACCCCUAUCCAGACAUCCCUGGCUUACAUGAAAAGCAGUGAGGCUGUGAAGCAGAACAACAGGGAUGCGAUGGAGCUCAAGCCAAAUGGAAAUGGAGACCAAAAAUGUCUGAAAGUAAACAGUCCCAUACGGAUGAAAAACGGGAAUGGGAAGGGGUGGCUUCGCCUGAAGAACACGAUGGGGACCCAUGAGGAGAAGAAGGAGGACUGGAACAACGUCACGAAGGCUGAGUCCAUGGGGUUGCUGUCGGACGACACGAAGUGCAAUGACUCAGAGAACGGUGUAAAUAAAAACCCACUGAGGAAAACAGACUCUUGUGACAGUGGAAUAACAAAAAGUGACCUUCGCUUGGAUAAAGCUGGUGAGACUCGCAGCCCGCUGGAGCACAGCCCCAUUCAGGCUGAUGCUAGGCAUCCUUUCUACCCUAUUCCUGAGCAGGCCUUACAAACCACGCUGCAGGAAGUCAAGCACGAACUCAAAGAAGAUAUCCAGCUGCUAAGCAGUAGGAUGGCUGCCCUUGAGAAGCAGGUGGCAGAAAUUUUAAAAAUAUUGUCCGAAAAGAACGUACCCCAGAUCUCUUCCCCCACGUCUCAUUUAUCACCUCAGCGGCCCCCCCAGAUACCCUGUCAGGAUAUUUUUAGUGUUUCAAGGCCUGCAUCACCUGAAUCAGAAAAAGAUGAAAUCCACUUUUAG